Molecule: messenger RNA, 3082 nt
Organism: Tigriopus californicus
Lineage: Eukaryota; Metazoa; Arthropoda; Copepoda; Harpacticoida; Harpacticidae
Product: mutS protein homolog 4-like
Exons: 3
Coding region: 95-2893 (932 amino acids)
Biological process (GO): reciprocal meiotic recombination; mismatch repair
Cellular component (GO): nucleus
Molecular function (GO): ATP-dependent DNA damage sensor activity; mismatched DNA binding; ATP binding
Source: RefSeq, a predicted model, not a curated record
GAGAUUGAGCAAGACAGAAAUUUUGAGGAGAAAGUGGAAAGUCAGGGUAUGUGGUAAGAGUGUGACAUUUCGAACUACGUUAUCAACAGGUAUCAUGGAAACGCUUGAGGAGGCAAAAUCAGAAGGAGAUUUUAGCCUGACACAAUCUAGAUAUUUCUCUAGGAAAGGCCGUGCGGAAAUCUUACCAUCCGAAUCAGGAUGCAUUUCUGGUCUUCAUCCGCUUUCGCAGACUGAAACGGAAGUGAACAAUUCUAUCGCAUAUUUUGAAAAUCCGAACUCUCUCAACCUCUGCGUUUCCACGGAAGUGGAACCAUUUCAAUUUCAAAUGCCACAACGACCUCGAAUUGAGCAGAGAUCUGUGAAAGCAUCCUCGUGUAUUUCUUCAAUCCCUCGAGUUCUUCAAACCCCAGUUCGAGGAUCUGUUUCAACUGCUCAAUACAAAACUCCCAAAACCCCGGGAUCAACCGCUAACUCUUAUUCGCAAUACGGCAGAGGAGAUCAGGAUUCGACUUUCCAAUCAUGUUGCAUUGUGGCAGUUCUGGAGGGGCGGGGAGGGGCUCGCGGAGAAGUGGGUCUGGCUGUUAUUGCCUUGGAUAAUCCUACUUUGGUAUUGUGUCAAUUCUCUGAUUCAAGAACAUAUACACGUACCUUAACCAAAUUGGAACUUUUCCGACCUAUGGAAAUCCUGAUUCCACUUACUGGAAGUUUUGACCCAAAAGCAGUUUCCAAGUUAAAUCAAGAGAUUGCGGAAUGCUUUCCAAGGGCAAAAAUAACACCUCUCCAAAGACGAUAUUUCAGCGAGGUCAAUGGCCUGCAGAUGGUGAGGAACCUUUGUGUCCCUGAGUACGCCACAGUGGAGCUUCAAAUUAAGGACAAAUACUAUAGCUUAGCAGCGGCCUCGGCGUUGAUUAAGUUUGUUGAGCAUUCACAAAAUACCGUUUAUGCUCCCAAAUCGCUUAAAGUGGAGUUUCAAGCUUCAUCUAAUACAACGAUGAUUGACGCAGAAACGAUCAAACAUGUGGAGCUUCUCACACCAAUGAUCAAUUCCAAGUCAAAUCUUACGUUGUUUGGCAUCCUUCACCGUUGUUCAACACCAGGUGGAAUUCGACAUCUUAGAGCUAAUUUAUUCCAACCUCCGGCUUUGGUUGACGUGAUAAAUGCUAGAUUAGAUGCAAUUGAGGAGCUCAUCGCCAAUCCGGGCAUGUUUCAUUCGCUUCAAUCGGUGGUUAGCCGGUUUUGCGACAUGGACCAAUUACUCUCGCUGUGUGUUAUUGUACCCAAAACUGAAACUUUGGCAACGUUUGAACAAAGAUUGAACAAUGUCAUCGGCCUCAAGCAUGCUUUAGAACUUGUGGAGCCUCUACACUCUGUCUUGGAAGGAGCAGAAAGCAAACUCUUGAACGAUAUCUACAAUUCCCUUGAGGACUUACGUUUCCAAUAUAUCAUGGAAAGGGUUUGUGAAAUCAUCCAAGACGAUGCCAAAGUCCAACGUGGUUCCGCGGCUAUGAAGCUUCAGAGGUGUUUUGCAAUCCGAAAUGGUGUCAAUGGUUUAUUGGACGUGGCCCGGAGAACCUACUGUGAGAUUGUUGAUGAUAUCGAGGGUAUGGUGGUUCAAUUAGCUGAGGAAUUUGAAAUCCCUCUUAGGGUUGGAUUUAAUGCCUCAAAAGGCUACCACGUUCAACUUGCUACCGGAGGAAAGAAAGUCAAUCCUAUCCAACUCAAAAACCUCCCGAAGUCAUUCCUUAGACCUCAACAAACAAAAAACAUGAUAUCUUUCACAACCGAGGAAAUCAUUCAAGCUGAUCAAAGAAGCCAAGAAUCUCUUCGCGAGAUCACUUUUAUGAGCAACACUAUCAUUCAGGAGCUCUUAGGAGAGGUCAGAGAUGCCAUCGGCAGCUUGUACAAACUUGGAGAGGCAGUUUGCUCAUUGGAUCUUUUACUUGCUCUUACUGAGGUGUCCAUGAAGGACGAUUAUUCGAGGCCACAAUUUGGAAACUCGACCGUGAUCAAACAAGGCCGUCAUCCUAUUUUGGACAGCAUGGAGAGGAAAGAAGUCGUGGCCAAUGACACCACCGCCACGAUUGAGUCACGAUUUCAUGUUUUAACUGGAGCAAAUAUGAGUGGAAAAAGCACCUACCUGAAGCAAAUAAUUCUCCUGCAGAUCAUGGCACAGAUGGGCAGUUUUGUUCCAGCAAAUUUUGCUUCGUUCCGGAUUGCCGAUACGAUUAUGUCGCGUAUUGGAACGGGCGAUUCGAUAGAGAGUAACGCCUCGACCUUCAUGUUGGAAAUGAGGGAAAUGGCGUAUAUUCUAACGACGGUGGGUUCAACCUCUUUGAUUGUUAUGGAUGAGUUGGGCAGAGGAACUUCUACCGAAGAAGGGACCAGUCUCUGUUGGGCAAUUUCAGAGGAACUCGUAAAGUCUACAGCCUUUUGCUUUCUUGCCACUCAUUUUCCACUGAUGACAAAACUGGAGGCAAUGUAUUGUACUGCUGUGAGUCAUCACUUCCUUACCCAAGAUAGAAAAAACAAUUCUGGAGACACCAUUGGCUUGAUCUAUAGCUACAAAUUAGCCAAAGGAACGUCACAGGUCCAUAACUACGGAAUCAAUCUAGUCAAGGCUACUCGCACAUUUUCUGACGACGUCAUUCUGAGAGCUGAAGAAAUUGCCCAAGAAUUGUCCAUGUCCAAAAGAGUUCUUCCGGAACCUGGGCCAGAUGAGGUCAGGCGAAUGAACUCGGUGAAAUUAGUGUUAAGGCUAAUGCUUAUCGCUAAAAACGACUCGUUGGAUCUUGACAGCAAAAUAGCCCACGCAAAAAGCCUCCAGCAACAAUUCGAAGAAUCAGAGAGCGAAGGCGAGGAUUGUGAAUCGAAUCAUAUUUCUAACGAGUUUUAGGACUGAUUUAUUCAAAAACAUGAAGGAGAUCAAAAUUACUGUUAGUGUUUCGAAGCGUCAGGUUGGAAGGAAAUACAAAGAAAAACCGGAUAGUAUUCAAUAACGAGGUCAUAAAUGGUAUGGUUUUCGGAAUUAAUUGAUUGGGACGUGUUUGAGCCGAUUUAUCAUUUCUAAGGGAUUUCUCUCAUU